This is a messenger RNA of Knipowitschia caucasica, 666 nucleotides long. Lineage: Eukaryota; Metazoa; Chordata; Actinopteri; Gobiiformes; Gobiidae. The record is from the annotation of a GenBank genome assembly.
AUGGGAUCUGUGUGGAGGGGGAUGAAAGGAAAGUGGACAGUUGGUUUCCAAUAUCCAGACCCAGUGAAGAAGAAGAAGAAGAAGAAGAAGAAGAAGAAGAAGAAGAAGAAGAAGAAGAAGAAGAAGAAGAAGAAGAAGAAGAAGAAGAAGAAGAAGAAGAAGAAGAAGAAGAAGAAGAAGAAGAAGAAGAAGAAGAAGAAGAAGAAGAAGAAGAAGAAGAAGAAGAAGAAGAAGAAGAAGAAGAAGAAGAAGAAGAAGAAGAAGAAGAAGAAGAAGAAGAAGAAGAAGAAGAAGAAGAAGAAGAAGAAGAAGAAGAAGAAGAAGAAGAAGAAGAAGAAGAAGAAGAAGAAGAAGAAGAAGAAGAAGAAGAAGAAGAAGAAGAAGAAGAAGAAGAAGAAGAAGAAGAAGAAGAAGAAGAAGAAGAAGAAGAAGAAGAAGAAGAAGAAGAAGAAGAAGAAGAAGAAGAAGAAGAAGAAAAUCCAAAGGAACAGAAACAGGACAGAACUUGACGAGGCAACACAACGAACCAGCAACAAGGGGAGAGGAGCACAGGGGUCAGCUGUCUCCCGCUGGGAGAGCUGGAGUGGAUGGGAGGAGGAGCACAGCCUAGAGGAAAUAACACAGCAGCAGGGAGGCUCAUGCCAAUCAACGAACGGGUAUGAGUGA